Acipenser ruthenus (sterlet) is the source of this 2928-nucleotide messenger RNA. RefSeq names its product interferon alpha/beta receptor 1a-like. The record is from RefSeq and is a predicted model, not a curated record. Bases 129 to 1067 code for a protein of 312 amino acids. The transcript is spliced from 7 exons. Gene Ontology annotation, molecular function: protein binding. NCBI's taxonomy places the organism in Eukaryota, Metazoa, Chordata, Actinopteri, Acipenseriformes, Acipenseridae.
UGUUAAACAGGCCUGGCCGGCUCACCAGUGGUUAAUCCUGAACUGGUGUCAAUUGACUGGAGGAAUAGGAGGAGACAGAACAAGAUGGAGAACGAAGAAGCAAAGGGAGGCAAUUGACAUAACCAAGAAUGACUUUAAAUAUAAUUUGCACCGUGGUUUUGAUUUUAGCAGCAAUACCUCAAGGUAUUGCGAGGUUGCCAAAACCUCAGAAUGUGAAAAUUAAGUCGGUGAACUUGAGAAGUGUGCUGCAUUGGGAUCCUGUUAGCAGCGAAGCUACAUCUUAUGAUGUUGAAUACAAACAUGUGGGCUUUCAUCAAUGGAGUGUCAUUAAACAGUGCGAAUCCACUGACAAGACAGAGUGUGACUUCACUGACAGUAUCCGUCACCACUAUAACGUGACCCUGCGAGUGAGAGCACGGAGUGAGAGCAACACCUCUGCAUGGGUGGAGACUGAACAUUUUUGUCCCCUAAGUCACACUGAGUUAGGACCACCAAGCGUGACAUUGGAAGUAGAUUCCAGAGUGCUGUAUGUUUCUAUCUCCGACCCCCUGGAAAACAGCACAAACCAAUCACUGAAGCACUACUAUACACAGCUCAAGUACCAGGUUACCUACUGGAAGGAACAUGAAAAAAUGAUAGAGUUAGAUCCUAGUCCAAAUACAUCAAUCGGACUGGAAGAGCUUGAACCCGGUGCGAUGUACUGCGUGGAGGUGAAAACUGUUGAGGACUAUUGCCAUGUCAAUAACCAAGUCGGCAAACCAAGCAAAGUUGACUGCAAAUACAUUUAUGAUAAUGAUCCAACAAAAGUGGUUGUCUUCGUGGUGCUGAGUGCAGUCAUUAUCUGUUUUUUUGUAAUUGGAUGCUUCUUCCUCGUGCGCUACACCCCUGGAUACGUCAAGAAUUUGCUGCAUCCAGCCUGGAAUGUCCCUGACCAUAUAGCAGAGUUCCUCAGCAGAUCCUCUGAGGGGCUGAAUGUCAGAUGUGUCUCUGAAGAAAAGUUUGACACUGUAUCUGUCCUUUUGGAUGACAGCAGCAGAAAUACAUCUUCAGUCCAAAGCUAUGAAUAAAGCAACGUUAAUGAUCUAAAUAGCCUCAGAUGCUGAAAAAGACAGAAGAAAGAAUUAAGAAAGACUAUUUGUAUCUACCAAUACUGUGACUUUGGGGGGGGGGGGGGGGGGGUCUUUUAAGUCUGGUGGUGUUUUGAUAUCAGCCCUGUUCGUUUCCAUUAGCCACAGGUUGACAUCAACCCGAUUUCAAUGGAGAGACUCUUUCAGCUAGUUAGGAUUACAGGCUGCCAGAAAUCCCUCCAACUCCCUCUGAAGGAGAGGAAAGGCCUUCAGAAUCAGACCCUGGCUUCUGUAGGAAAGGGUUUGUUUUGAAUUUUUACCCCAAAUAAUGCACUAAAUGUUUUUUUUUUCUUUUUUGUUAAUUUCUUUAUGGACAUUGAAAAUGUGUCUUGCAUGAGGGGUGUGGGGAUGGAUUUGAGAAUGUCGAACGCUGCACAUUAAGAACAACUCAUCCCACUUUUAAAGGACUUGGUAUUGGACCUAAUGGUGUUGGUUGGGAUGCCUUAAAUGUGUAGAAAAGAACAGGAUCUCACAGCAACCUACUGUCAAGCAAAAUCAUGACAUAACUUGAAAAUUACUUGUUCCAUCCGAAUAGGCAUGGGAGCUGCUAAAAGAAAGAAGUCACCACCAGAUGUGUGUCAAUAAAGCACCCAAAAUACUGAAUAUUGCCAAGACAGACUACUGUGGAUUUCACAACUAUUCAUACGCCUUUUUAAAAAUUUGAGAGAUAUUUUUUUAAAGUUGUACUAUUUCUAUUUAGGAAACAACACACACACACAAUUGUAUUAAUCCAGUCAUUCACCCUCUAUAUGCCAAGCAUGCAUUCAGUGGCCUUUUAGGUGACAUGCAUGACAAAGCCACCCGACUGUUUUCCAGUAAGGUGAGGAGCUCUUUGUCAAACUAGUUAGAUUUUCCCACUCGAGAAUAAUUGAGACUUCCUUGAUUCAUCUUUUUUCUUACUGCAGCAGACUGUUGUAAUUCCAUUGCUAGGAAGGUCUCGGAGGCUGUUUGCCUUUGUUCCCCUUUGUUUACCACUUCUUUUCAAGUUGACAAAUGGUUUACGUAGAUUAAGUGUCUUCUUCACCAUACACUGAGCUGUGGCUUUCGGUAGUCUUAGUUUAUAGAACUUAAAUAGCUCUAUAUCUAAUGUAUGCUGAUUGUCCUUUGGUUUUAAUUUUCACACUACUGUCAGUUCUUUACCAGAUGUUCAGACUAAUUUUAACUGUUAACUCAAUCUACCAAUUUAGCAUAUCGUAGCACAUGUAAGGAAUGCUUCUUGCUGUAGGGGUUAUCCUCUUAUUACAAUAGAACUUGUCAUAUCCGAUUUAACUGAUCUCAGAGGGAGUGGUUAUACUACAUUGUUGUGGCAUUAUUGACAGCAGGGCAUUCUAAAUUAACAAUAUAGGGUACAUCAGUGUAUCUAAAACACCAAAGUAUAGUACUGCACUUAUACUAUACAAAGAAAAUCAAUGAAAAUGAAUGCAAAACCAAGCACUGUAAUACAGUAGUUGGCAGUUUACAAAACAACACUCUUGCUGUGCUUUCUUCGCCCAUAUCAAGCUGAUCCGACAGGUUUGUUUUUUUGCAUCGUGCUUGUUAACCCGAGACAGAAACAACAACAUGAAAGCAUGCAUACAAACACAAACUGGCUUUGGAGGUUGGCAAAAAAGAUCUUGUUUAAGAUUUUUUAACAAUACAGUAACUAUUAAUCCCUGGGCAGCUGUGUGAAGUGACACCAAGUAAAAGGUGAAACUGAAUUCCCAAACAUAGUCUUUUCUUUUUUAACUGCAGCUGUCCAAUCUGUCCUGCUAAGAGCUGCAUUUACUGUUUUAGACCUAUAAAAAAAAAAAAAAAGUGCAUU